AUGUCUCCUGUUUUAAUUCCUUUUAAUUUUCCUUUUUUCUUUCCUUCCUUCAUUAUUUUCAUCCCACUUUUCAGGGUUUUUUUUUCAGUUUUGCUUUCUCCUUCUCUCUUUGUUUUAUUUAUUUUUACUUUCUUUCAUUUCUUUCUUUUGUUUUUUACUUCUUUUUAUUCAUUUUUCCUUUCUUUUUGUUUGUUUUCUUUUUUAUUCAUCUUUUCUUUUUCUUCUUUUUUCUUUCUUCUUUUUCUUCAUCUUUUCUUUUUCUUCUUUUUUCUUCUUUUUAUUCAUCUUUUCUUUUUCUUCUUUUUUCUUCUUUUUAUUCAUCUUUUCUUUUUCUUCUUUUUAUUUAUCAUUGCUUUUUAUCUUUCUGUCUUCUUCUUUCCAUUAUUUGUUUUCUUUUUUCUUUUUGCCUUUUUAUACAUCUUUCUUUCCUUAACUUCUUUUUCUCUUUGUUUCAUCUUUCCUUUCUUCCUGUUAUAA
Messenger RNA from Acanthosepion pharaonis, 477 nucleotides. Lineage: Eukaryota; Metazoa; Mollusca; Cephalopoda; Sepiida; Sepiidae. The record is from the annotation of a GenBank genome assembly.